This is a messenger RNA of Microplitis mediator, 2066 nucleotides long. RefSeq names its product zinc finger protein 614-like. The transcript has 3 exons. The record is from RefSeq and is a predicted model, not a curated record. The coding region runs from base 278 to 1483 and encodes 401 amino acids. NCBI's taxonomy places the organism in Eukaryota, Metazoa, Arthropoda, Insecta, Hymenoptera, Braconidae.
AAAUUGUUUAUUUUAGGGUGCGUUCUACUAAGCGUUCACAAUACUGAUCAAGAACUGGGUCUCUUACCUCAAGUCGUCGGAAAUAGUCGGAAAUUUUCGGCUUUUGUAAUCUAACGGCGUCACGCGUGAGGCUAGACUAAUUUCCAAAAAGUGGGAUAAAAAUUAACUUCAACUUACUCUUUCGAAAAAUUUUAUAUUUUUAUGAAAUUUAGUGUUUCCGUAGGAUAUUAAAAUUUCUGAUGAUAAUAAUUGUGAUAAUAUCUAAUGCAAUAAAACAAUGAGUGUAAUCGAAAUCAUCGAAAUAAGUGGUGACGAAGAUGAUAUUCAUGACGCUUCUACAAUAGUAGAUAUGCCGCUUGGAGAAACUGAUGAUAUUGAUGUGCAACAAUACAGUGAUGGAAGAACAACAAAGAGUCAGUCACAAUAUAAAGACGUUAAUAAUCCAGAAGUUAUUGACAGUCAAUAUUUGAUAAAUAAACUAAUAAAUAGCAAUACGAAGAUUAUUAACAGCCUCAUCGAACAAAACAAAUUUUUAUCUUCCACCAAUGGUUUAAUUUCACAUGCUGAUGAUGACAAUUUAGAUUUGUAUGCUAAUCGGAAUAAAAAUAAUAUUGUAGAUUCGCUCAGUCAUAUAAAGAUUGUGAGGAUUGAAUCAUUGAAUGCACAAGAAAAUUUGACUGCGGAUAUUAUAGACAGUCAUAAUGAUAACGAUGUACAGGAAAUAAUUCCUGACAGUAACAUACAAAAUUUGGGUAAUGGGAACAUGAAUGAAAUAAACUUAAGAAAUAUUGAAGAGACAACAAAUGAUAUUUGUCAUCCAGAAUCGUCUAAUGUGAUUGAAACUUCAAUUAAAAACGAAUUUUCAUUAUUUAAAUAUGAAGAUUUUGAAGAAAUUUCAAAAAGUAGACACCAAACUGAAAUGAUUUCUCAAUAUUCAUUGAACAAAUUAAAAAAAUAUCUUUCAAGAGUUAGACUUGACAGGACUUCAGUACCUGAUAACAAUACAAUUUCUUUAAGCGACGCAGAGAACAACAUAACUCCUUCGAGUAACGAAGAAAACAACAUAAUUUCUAUAACUAACUUCGAAAACAAUUUAAUACCAUCAAGUAACGUAGAAAACGAUACGAUUUCUUCAAGUAUCACAGAAAAUAAUAUAAUUUCUUCCAGUAACGCAGAAAAUAAUUGUUAUUGCAAAGAAUGUAAUCGUUUUUUCGCUUCAGAAAAAAAAUUUGAAUCUCAUAAACGGUAUCGUCACAAUGGAAGAAAACUUUACAACUGUGAACAAUGUGAUUAUGCAAGUAAUAUAAAAUUUAAUUUGAUAUAUCACAAAAGAACGCAUACUAGCGAACGUCCAUAUCAAUGUUUUUGUUGUUCGUUUACUUUACGUACAAAAACGCUCUCAAAUCACAUCUGUUUACUCAUAUUGAUAAAAAUUUAUCAUGUGAUAUUUGUCAUGAGAAAUUCACAAAAGCAAAUUCACUAAUAAGGCACAUAAUUUAUUAUCAUUCGUUUUCUCCAUCUGUUAGAGCGCGGCAAUGUAAAGUUUGUCGAGAAUUAUUCCCAGAUCGAUAUAGUUUAAAGAUUCACACUGAAACACAUAAAAAUGGAAGUUUAUUCAAAUGUCAUAUUUGUUGUUACACAACAAAAUUCUCACAAAGUAUAUGGGCACAUAUAGACAAACACGUAAGCAAUAAAAUUAUUUGUAAUGAUUGCGGGAGAUCGCUUGCAAAUAAAAAUAAAUUUGAACAACAUUGGUAUUUACGUCAUAAUUUUGCUAAUUAAUUAAGAGUAUAUUAUAAAUGGACUCACUGCCAUAAUCAUCGUACUUAUGUACGACUUGAUCAUUUUAUUCGUCACAUUAUCAAUAUUCAUGGCGUAGAAUAUCUAGAGCAAGAUAAAAUUUAGGUGCUUAAAAUUUACCAAAAAGUUAUUGUAGAUGUGACCGGUUGAUUUAAAUUUAUAAAUAAUAUCAGUUUUGAUUUUGUUUUUUACUUCUAAGUCACAAUUUAACGAAACUAAACAAAAAAUUUAAGUUGAUAAUUAAAAAUAAAAAACUAAAAGUAGGA